GUUCUACACGGACCUAUUUCGGAGAACUCCUCUUGACUUCCUGUUUUCACUCCGAAGCAACAACGUGGAUACAGUGCUGUUUGCCGGUGUGCGGUAUCUGUGUUAUGUGUGACCAGAGUCUCGUUUGCCCCACACAAUGCAGAUAUCCAGCGUGAAUGACGUAAAGAUUUACAAUUUAAGCCACGGAAAGUCCCUUCCAGAGUGGCUGUCCGAUCGUAAGAAGAGACAGUUGCAAAAGAACGAUGUCGACAUCCAGCGCAGGAUUGAGCUCAUCCAGGACUUUGAGAUGCCCACGGUGUGCACCUCUAUCAAAGUGUCGAGAGACGGUCAGUUCAUCCUGGCAGCAGGCACGUACAAACCCAGGAUCCGCUGCUACGACACCUACCAGUUGUCCCUGAAGUUUGAGCGCUGUCUUGAUUCAGACGUUGUGGCUUUUGACAUUCUGUCUGAUGACUACUCUAAGUUGGUGUUUCUGCACGCUGACCGCUACGUGGAGUUCCACUCCCAACACGGAAACUACUACAAGACGCGUAUACCCAAGUUUGGGCGGGACUUUUCUUACCACUACCCUUCCUGUGACCUCUAUUUUGUGGGCUCAAGUUCCCAGGUGUUCAGACUGAAUCUGGAGCAAGGGCGCUUCCUCAACUCCCUUCAGACAGAUGCUGUGGAAAACAAUGUGUGUGACAUCAAUCCCGUCCAUCACUUGUUGGCUACAGGAACCUCUGAGGGCCGGGUGGAAUGCUGGGACCCUCGCGUUCGGAACCGAGUGGGCACACUGGACUGCGCCCUGAGCAGCUUCGCGGAGGGAGCAGAAGUGCAAAGCUUGCCCUCGAUUAGCGCGCUGAAGUUCAAUGGCUCCCUCACCAUGGCAGUGGGCACCAGCACAGGACAGGUGCUGCUCUAUGACCUGCGCUCCAGCCAGCCACUGCUGGUCAGAGACCACAACUACAGCCUGCCAAUCAAGUCACUCAACUUCCACGAUCAGCUGGACCUGGUUGUGUCCGCUGACGCUAAAAUCAUAAAGAUGUGGAAUAAGGACACAGGCAAGGCCUUCUCCUCCAUACAGCCUCAGACCAACAUCAACGAUGUUUGCAUCUACCCCAACUCAGGUAUGCUCUUCACCGCCAAUGAGGAUCCCAAGAUGAACACUUUCUACGUCCCGGCCCUGGGCCCUGCACCUCGGUGGUGCUCCUUCCUCGACAACUUGACAGAGGAGCUGGAGGAGAGCCCGGAGAGCACCGUCUACGAUGACUACAAGUUUGUGACCCGGAAGGACCUGGAGAAUCUGGGUUUGUCUCACCUGGUGGGAUCAUCUCUCCUGAGAGCCUACAUGCAUGGCUAUUUCAUGGACGUCCGGCUAUAUCACAAGGUCAAAAGCAUGGCCAAUCCAUUUGCAUACGAGGAGUAUCGCAAGGAUAAGAUCCGCCAGAAGAUUGAGGAGUCCAGGACCCAGAGAGUGCCGGUUAAGAAGCUGCCAAAGGUGAACAAGGAGCUGGCCCUCAAGCUGAUGGAGCAGGGCGAUGAUGAGGCAGCGCUGACUACCAGGAAAAAGAAGGGCAAGGCUCUCCCCAGCGUCCUGGGAGAUGACCGCUUUAAGGUGAUGUUUGAAAACCCGGACUACCAGGUGGAUGAGCAGAGCAUGGAGUUCCGCCUCCUCAACCCCAUCGUCUCCAAGGUGGGAGAGAAGAGGCAGAAGAAGCUGCGUCUAAUGGCCCAGCAGGUGGCUGCUUCCCAAAAGGCGGACGAGGAGGACGAGGAGCCCGAGGGCCGAGGUAGCUCUGAGGAGGAGAGCUCGGACGACGACGACAAGGGCUGGGUGGAGGAGGUGAGGGAGCAGCGGAGGCUGAUCUGGGAGGAGGGUCAGGACCGCCGGAGGCAGAGGAAGGAAGGGGACCGCAACACCGUCCUGCUGGAAAAGGACCAGAGCGCGGGAGAGAGAACCUCAAACAUGGCCACAGGCGAGAAGACAAGUCGGCCUCAGUAUUAUCAGAUCAAAGCAGGGCAGGAGUUCAGAAGCUUUAACGACAUGGCCCGCAAGCAGAGACUGCAAAAGACUUCUUUGGAGGACCGUCUGAAGAUGGAGGAGCACUCAGGAACCAGCAACGUAGCCGACACGGCAGUCGGCAGCAAGCAGCUGACGUUCACUCUCAAAAAGUCGGAGCAGCAGCGGAAGCAGCAGCAGGCGGAACGGGAUCACCACGAAGAGAGGAGGAAGCUGAGGCGCUCGGCUGGGCACCUGAGCAGCAGCCGCGGCGGCAGGGGAAGAGGAGGAGGGGGAGGCAGGGGAAGAGGAGGAGGAGGAGGGGGAAGAGGAGGAGGGGGAGGCAGGGGAAGAGGAGGGGGGGGAGGCAGGGGAAGAGGAGGAGGCGGCAGAGGCCGCUACUGAGAGGGGGGGCGGUGGCG
Messenger RNA from Pungitius pungitius (ninespine stickleback), 2403 nucleotides. RefSeq names its product nucleolar protein 10 (gene nol10). Gene Ontology annotation, molecular function: protein binding. The transcript has 20 exons. NCBI's taxonomy places the organism in Eukaryota, Metazoa, Chordata, Actinopteri, Perciformes, Gasterosteidae. Bases 137 to 2386 code for a protein of 749 amino acids. Gene Ontology annotation, cellular component: 90S preribosome; small-subunit processome; nucleolus. Gene Ontology annotation, biological process: maturation of SSU-rRNA from tricistronic rRNA transcript (SSU-rRNA, 5.8S rRNA, LSU-rRNA). The record is from RefSeq and is a predicted model, not a curated record.